Paramisgurnus dabryanus is the source of this 2193-nucleotide messenger RNA. RefSeq names its product SRY-box transcription factor 11b (gene sox11b). The record is from RefSeq and is a predicted model, not a curated record. Gene Ontology annotation, biological process: camera-type eye morphogenesis; brain development; negative regulation of transcription by RNA polymerase II. Gene Ontology annotation, cellular component: nucleus. Lineage: Eukaryota; Metazoa; Chordata; Actinopteri; Cypriniformes; Cobitidae. Gene Ontology annotation, molecular function: DNA-binding transcription activator activity, RNA polymerase II-specific; RNA polymerase II cis-regulatory region sequence-specific DNA binding.
UGAAAAGAGGUUUGUCUAGUGCGGGACAAGAGAGUACAGAAGCUGAGAAUAUCUUGUGAGAAAGUAUAAUCUUUAAACUUUGUGAACUGUGAAGGGAUACGGGGACAUGGUGCAGCAGACGGAGCACAGUGAGACGGAGAGCAGCAUGUCGCGAGACACCACGGACACGGAGGAGAACGAGCUGAUGGCGUGCAGCCCGGUGCAACCGAAACCGGACUGGUGCAAAACGGCCACCGGUCACAUUAAGCGACCCAUGAACGCGUUUAUGGUGUGGUCAAAGAUCGAGAGGAGAAAAAUCAUGGAGCAGUCUCCAGAUAUGCACAACGCUGAGAUCUCCAAAAGACUGGGAAAGCGAUGGAAAAUGCUCAAGGACAGUGAAAAGAUCCCUUUUAUCCGGGAAGCCGAACGGCUUCGGCUACAACACAUGGCCGAUUACCCCGACUACAAAUACAGACCCAAGAAAAAACCAAAACUGGACGGUGCUGCGAAGCCGGCAAUGCAGUCGCCGGAGAAGAUCAGCAAAAGUGUCAAAGCAGCAGGAAAGAAGUGCACGAAACUCAAACCCGGCAAACUGGGAAGCGUCAGCGCGAGAUCUUCGCAAGACUGCAGGUUUAACUACGUAUUCACAAACUUAAAAGUGAACAAGUCUAUUAAAAGGGAACUUACCGAUGAUGAAGACGAGGACGACGACGACGAUGAUGAGGACGACUACGAUGACGAGUACCCCUCUCGGAUUAAAGUCGAGGAGGACGAGGAGCCCAUCAGACUGCACAAAGUUCCCGCGAGCCCCACGCUGAGCUCCGCUGCGGAGUCGGAGGGCGCGAGCAUGUACGAGGAGUCCAGGCACACGAGCGGCAGACUGUUUUACAACUUCAAAAACAUUACCAAGCAAAGUUCGGCGUAUCCCGCCUCCGUAUCCCCAGCAUCUUCAUUCAGGUCCGUCUCUUCUUCGUCCAGCAGCUCCAGCGAGGACUCCGACGACUUGUUGGUGGACUUCAGUUUAAACUUAGCGGCUGGCUCCCACGGAGCGGACUUGGGAAACACUUCAGGAAACCUUUGCCUCUCUCUGGUGGAUAAAGAUUUGGACUCGUUCAGCGAGGGCAGCCUCGGUUCUCACUUUGAGUUCCCGGACUAUUGCACCCCUGAGCUCAGUGAAAUGAUCGCGGGAGACUGGCUGGAGGCGAACUUUUCAGAUUUGGUUUUCACUUACUAAACUAAACGUCCUCUUGAAACGAGACGUCUUCAGGUUAUUGUUUGACUUUUGCCUCUGUGGUUGUAGGGGUUAACACGACGGAACGUAGCCUACGUUAUGACACCGGUAACGUAGCAAAGCGACCUAACAUAUGACAGGGUUGUCUAUUGUUGUUCUGUGGGAUUGCAGUGAAACUGCUUAAACUAAGGUGGAGAGCAAAUGUAAAAUCUGAACUAUGCAUUUCCAUCCCACUCAAAUCUCUACAGGGAGUUGGCAAAACGGCUGCUGGACCGAAUGGAGGCGAUUCAGAAACACUGUUCAGGAUGUAACUUUUCCCGAGGUCUAAUGUAAUUUCUGUAUGCCACAAAUAUUUCUUUUUUGUAACCAGUUCCGUUUCCCUGCAAACAUGGGAAUGUUUAACCAGAGUACACACAGGUAUGGCAGGAAGCAUUUUGAUACAUAACCAACAUACCUCAUCUUUUUAAAAAAUAAAGUAAACUAUUUUCUGGCAUAUUUUUGUACAGUUAAAGGGGAAUGUUCUUACUGUGCUCUAAAUGAGGUUUCUUCAGGCACUUCAACCCGGUUUCAUUUGUAAAAGCAUGCAAGAAUUAAACCGACAACUUGCAUUUAAAUGCCUUGUUAUUAUUUUACUCGAGGCAAAUGUACAGAUGUAGAUCUGAAGCAUUUCUAUAGAGAAGUGUACAGUGGAAUUUUGGGGAAAACACAUAGACCUCAUUUCUGGUACUAGAAUGAAGAUUGUAUAUGUUCUGUAAUAUAGUAAAGCUAGGAGUUUAUGUAUAUCUGUGUGAAUGGGUCCCAAAUAGCAGGUGUAAAACUGGAUUUUGUUUUGCUUUUUCUAUCACAAUGGCACAUUUUGUUUUUCAUUAUUUUUGUGCAAUAUACUCCCAAAAUGGACCAUCUGCGUUUUGUAGCAAAGAAAAUGAGUUACAUGUCGUCAUGCUGAAGUCUGUAUCUGACACAAAUAAAUCAGCUGGAACUGA